GUACAGGGCAGUGUAGUGCUGCACAGUGUUUUGUCUGCUGAGCUGGAGAGUGUGAGAGUGUGUGUUAUUAUUGUGAAGCCCCGGUGGACUUAUCAGACUGAGCAACAUGUGGACCGCACGUCCACAGAAAGAGCAGGUGCGCCCUGCUCUGGGGGCUGACAAGUGCUAGGCAUGCUGGGUAAGGCCCCACCCACCAGCAGCAGUCUCACCUUGGUGAACUCGGAACUAACGGACUCCACGGGGGACAUCGCGGACGGACGCAGCCGCAUCAAGAUGGCUGAGCUUGUGGAGAGCUUGGACACCAGAGAGCUGGACAUCGGAGAGGGAGAGGAGACUGAUUUUGAGGGACACUGCUUAGGAGACAGCCGCAUCCCGUUCUCGGCAGUGUAUGCCACCGUGGGCUUUAAGGAGGCCAGUGCCAGGGUCUACCUCGCCACGGUCCCCAUCACUGCCAGGAUCCUGGAGGUGGAGAGGUUCACCACAGCACAGGACCGCUUCAACCUGUCCCACCACAGGAGCGUCAACAAGUCAUUGCCGGCGGUGUUUAAGAUCGAGCUGAAGCAUGGCGAGUUUACCUGGGUGGUGAAGAGGAAGGAGAAACACUUCAUGGAGCUGCACAGAGAGCUGAGGACGUAUAAGACCUUCAUGAGGAUACCACUGCCCUCUCGCAGCCACACCGUGAGGAGGAGGAGUGUGAGGAAGAGCGAGGUGAGGGAGAUGCCCUCCCUGCCCAGGGGGCGAGGAGACGAGAUGGCGCGGGACGAACAGGUCUCCAGCAGGAGGAAACAGUUGGAGGAUUAUCUGAACAAACUGCUGAGGAUGGCCAUGUACCGCAAAUAUCACCAUACUAUGGAGUUCAUUGAUGUAAGCCAGAUGUCUUUCAUCCACGACUUGGGGCCCAAAGGACUGGAGGGGAUGAUCUAUAAGCGCUCAGGAGGUCAUCGUAUCCCCGGCAUGAACUGCUGUGGUCACAGCCAGGUUUGCUACCGCUGGUCCAAACGCUGGUUGGUGGUGAAGGAUUCAUUCCUGCUGUACAUGAAGCCAGACUCUGGGGCCAUUUCCUUCGUUCUGCUGGUGGACAAAGAGUUCAGCAUCAAGAUGGACUCCAAGGACACCGAGACCAAACAUGGAGUCCGCAUUGACAGCCUCUCCAGGACCCUGGUGUUGAAGUGCAGCAGCUACAGACACGCCCGCUGGUGGGGCCAGAGCAUCGAGAGCUUCGUCAGGAGUUAUGGGAAGGCCUUCCUCCGAGAUCACCGCUUUGGGUCUUUUGCACGGGAAGAGGAAAACAUCCCUGCAAAAUGGUAUGUGAAUGGCAAGACUUACAUGGAGGAUGUGGCAGAUGCUCUGGAGGAGGCAAAAGAAGAGAUCUUCAUCACCGACUGGUGGCUGAGUCCAGAGAUCUUCCUGAAAAGGCCAGUGGUAGAGGGGAACAGGUGGAGGCUGGACUGCAUCCUCAAACGCAAGGCACAACUGGGAGUGCGAAUCUUUGUGAUGCUGUACAAGGAGGUGGAGCUCGCCUUGGGGAUCAACUCAGGCUACAGUAAGAGGACCCUCAUGCAUCUGCACCCCAACAUCAAGGUGAUGCGUCAUCCAGACCACGUCUCCUCCUCUGUGUAUCUGUGGGCGCAUCAUGAGAAGAUCAUUGUCAUAGACCAAUCGGUGGCCUUUGUGGGCGGGAUCGACCUGGCAUAUGGACGCUGGGAUGACAGAGAACACCGGCUUACGGACGUGGGAAGCGUGACGCGCUCCGUGGCCCUGGAGCAGGCUGCCAACAAUCCAUCCACUAAGGGCCCGUCCUCCGCUGAUGGCAUCUCCCAUAGCAACGGACGAGGGACGCCGCCCUGUGACCCGGUUGACCUGCCCAAGCUGAAGGGCAUUGGUCGCAACAGGAGGACGCGCUUCAGCCUGUCCAGACGCCUGCACAAACACAAUCUGCAGCAUGCGGACAGCGUCAGCAGUGUUGACAGCACAGGGAGUGGUUCAGUGCGAAGCCUGAAGACCGGUGUUGGAGAGUUAUUGGGGAACACUCGCUUCUGGCAUGGAAAGGACUAUUGCAACUUUGUGUAUAAGGACUGGAUCCAGCUGGAGAAACCUUUUGAUGAUUUCAUCGACAGGUACACCACUCCCAGAAUGCCUUGGCAUGACAUCGCCUCAGUGGUUCAUGGCAAAGCUGCCCGGGACGUGGCCAGACAUUUUAUUCAGCGCUGGAACUUCACUAAGAUCAUGAAGCCAAAGUAUCGCUCUCUGUCCUAUCCAUUCCUGCUCCCCAAGUCUCACUCUACUGCCAGCGAGCUGAAAUACCAGGUCCCCGACUGCGUUACCACCAAAGUACAGGUUCUGCGGUCAUCAGCAGACUGGUCAGCUGGUAUAAAGUACCAUGAGGAGUCCAUCCAUAAUGCCUACAUCCAGGUCAUCGCCAAGAGCAAGCACUACAUCUACAUCGAGAACCAGUUCUUCAUCAGUUGUGCUGACAACAGGACAGUCUACAAUAAGAUCGGAGACGCCAUCAUCGAGAGGAUCAUCCGAGCACACAAGGAGGGUAAGAAGUACCGUGUGUAUGUGGUGACCCCGCUGCUUCCUGGCUUUGAGGGUGACAUCACCACGGGAGGAGGCAACGCCAUCCAGGCCGUCAUGCAUUUCAACUACAGAACAAUGAUCAGAGGAGAAUACUCCAUCAUCUCCCAACUGAAAAAGGAGAUGGACGACCAGUGGAUGAACUACAUCUCCUUUGCUGGUCUGCGGACGCACGCCGAGCUGGAGGGACGCCUGGUCACAGAGCUCAUCUAUGUCCACAGCAAGAUGCUCAUCGCCGAUGACAACACCGUCAUCAUCGGUUCUGCUAACAUCAAUGACAGAAGCAUGCUGGGUAAGCGCGACAGUGAGGUGGCGGUGAUUGUUGAGGACUCAGAAAAAGUUGCUUCAGUUAUGGAUGGGCAGGAAUACCAGGCUGGACCCUACGCACUACAGCUACGCCUUGAAUGCUUCAGGACUAUCCUGGGAGGUCACACUGACACCAGUAUUGACCUCUCCGACCCCAUCAGUGACCGUUUCUACAAGGAGGUGUGGAUGACCACGGCUGGACGCAACGCCACCAUCUAUGAGAAGGUGUUCCGGUGCCUUCCAUCUUCCCUGGUGAGGAACAUGUCGGAGCUGGAGCAGUACCAGUCCAAACCCGGCCUGGCCCAGACCGACCUGGCCCGCGCUCAGGAGGAACUACGCAGGAUCCGAGGCUUCCUGGUCCAGUUUCCUCUGGACUUCCUGUCUGAACAGAACCUCAUGCCCUCUGUUGGAACCAAGGAGGCCAUGGUCCCAACCGAGAUCUGGACUUAAGGACCAUCCAACACAGCUCCUCUUCCGUGAUAUAUCUGGUCUUAACUGUUUCCUUUAGUGUCCGAGAGCGGUCUAUGAACUGUGCUUACUUAUGAUUGUGGAACACGGGAUAUUUAUGUCAAGUCACCUUUGAAUAAUCUGGACCAGAAUGAGAGACAGAUUUACGGUAACAGGAUUGAUUUUGGCUGCAAGGCACUGACAAAUCUUUCAAGCUGAUACAGAAUGGGUGGCACUGACAGCUUGUCAGGAUGAGACCUAAUCUUCUGGAUGUAUGAAGAACAAAAAGUUGCCAGUCUUGAGGACUAAAAGCAAGAUUACGAUUGCAAGGUGACUGCAUUCAGACUGUGGAGUUGAGCAAGAGGCACAUUGACGUGGAGUUUUGGGAAUGAAACUCAACUGUGGACAAGGCUCAGACCUUCGUUGGUGAAAACUCAAAAGACAGACAGGAUUUAUGAGGGAACCAGAGCCAGGCAGUGGUGAUCGAUCACUCAUGUCAAGUUGUAUUUCACCACUAAACAUGACCAGGGUACAUGAAGGAAAGCCAGAGGAGUCAAGAUUGGAAACAAUUAUGGUAAUAAACUUUUGGCUCCUGGUUUAAGGCAUUGCAAAAUCUACACAACAGCAGUGAUGCAUGUGACCUACUGAGUUUGUGAUGUAUGCUCGUAAGGUGCUUUAGUGCUACGUAUGCUGUAUGCAAGCCCACAGAGUGGUUAUAGUGUUGAGCCUGCUGUGUACCAUAUGUGCUGCUUCAGAGUAAGUCUCUGAGUAUUAAAUCUAUAUUGAGGAUCUUUUCUGUACAACAAAUCCAUUACAUGUAGUCGCUCUUCACUGUGACAGUACAACCACACAGACAAUGUUAACUGGUUCAGUAGUGGCGCAUGAUCUACUAACAAUAGUCACAUCUUGUUAUUAACGUGAUUGCCGUCCUGCAUGUUCCAAUCACACCUCUGUAAAACCCUCCAGAGACAAUAACCAGUAUAUUUACAGUCAUUGGUAUCAUUGUGACAGAUAAUAACAAAAAAUGCAGUCUGUUUCAAAAGCGUCUUAAGGUGAUUGAGUUUUUGCUCUGCUGAAAUCAAACUGAAUCUAAGGGAACUUUGUUAAGCUGAUUCAACCUAAGGCCACUGAGGACUAAUGCAGUAUGACCGCAGGCUCGACUUACAGAAAGCAAAUGGAUGUUUCUUAACCUUCAGCUCUGAAUGAGACAAUCUACCUGCAAACCCAAACAGUGGUUAAUUUCCUCUUUGCUCAACAGAUGGCGCCAGUUUCCUAAAAACACAGUCUCUGCAUUAUUGAAUGGUUGGAAAUGGUGCUCACACCUCCCCUUGCUGUUUCUCUGUCUCAUGGCAGUGGCUUGGUAAUCACUGCAGACAGAACAGGUCUUUGGAACAAUGCUGUAAACAGUAACAAAAAAAUAAAAUAAAGUAACUGUUCUCCUUAUACUCACUAAUGUAGUGUCUGUAAAAAGUGAACCUGCAAAGCUCUCAUAUUUUUCGUAUAUUUCAAGAGAGCUCGGUGGUUUUCUUGACGAAGACUUUUAUUGUUCCCGAAUGAAACUAAAAUUCUGCUGGAACAUUUUGUUUUGUUGAAAGAGCUGCAACGCAGUGCUGCCAACUGUCAUGCCAGUUAAAUUUGUAGGGAUUAAUGUGGCAUGUAAUCCAUUUGGCAGCUGAUGGAGAGUGUUGCUGUAAAUGAAGUAUGGAAUUAUCGCUGACCUACUUUGUCCAGCUUUUUUUUUUUUUGGUUUUUUUGUUUCAUGUCAGUCUGAUGAUCCUUUUUUGGUCUCCACCCUCCCCUUUUGUUAAAAGUAAGUAAUCACACCUGUGGAUUUCUGUUGUAUUACUAAAUUGUGGCAAAUGCAUGCUCAGUAUGUGACACAGCCUAACUGGGUCAUCAAACCACUUAGCUCUCACUUGACUGAUGAGAUUGUUGGAGAGGGUUCGUAUAGAAUCCGGGAACAUGACAAACUUGGUUCAGCAGGUUUCUGGUAGUAACAUAGCCAGUUAAUUGCUGCACAAUUUCCGAGCAACAUACCCAUUAUGUAACCUGUAUAGUUUUAUCUGAGAUGCAGGUACAGACAACAUGGAAACCAAAAGUGACACUAUUUAUGCCAGUCAAAAUUAUGCAUUUUUAAGUUUCUCUAUGUGGAAAACUGUCUGAAAAUUCUCCACACUGUAGCAGGGCCAAAACCUACGCAGUCAGUGGCUGAAUCUUACACCUGAAAUAUGUCUGUUUUCAAAAGAAUCUUACACCUGAAAUAUGUCUGUUUUCAAAAUCAUUUUGGGAAAUAAUAGUAAGCAACAGCUCUUUUUGUCCUCCUCAGUUGAUGACAUCUUGGACUUCUCAUUUUCCUUUAAUGCAAUUGCACCAAGUCAGUAAUGCCAAAAUAAAUAAAUAUGUUAAUUAUUUGACACUUUAAUUAAUUAAAUUCUGAAUAAAUAACCUUUGAGAUAGUUUCUCAAAUGGGAAGGUGAAAUUGAAAAAAGUGUAACUGGCAAGGUGAUAAGGUUCUCAAAGUUUACAGUCUUUUGGGGCAGUAACUUUCUUUUCUUUUUUCUUUUCUUUUCUUUUCUUUUCUCACAGUGUUGUCAAUAAGGAAUCUCCAACAAUUUCUUGUUAUGUCCAACAUUUCUAUAGAAGCACCUGCCUAUAUACAACACACCAGCAUCACUGCCACUUCUACUUUUGAAGUUUUGAAGGUCCUAUUGAUUUACAAAAAAAAAAAAAAAAAAAAAAAAAAAAAAAAAAAAA
This is a messenger RNA of Myripristis murdjan (pinecone soldierfish), 6084 nucleotides long. RefSeq names its product phospholipase D1a (gene pld1a). Gene Ontology annotation, cellular component: plasma membrane region; intracellular membrane-bounded organelle. The transcript is spliced from 26 exons. NCBI's taxonomy places the organism in Eukaryota, Metazoa, Chordata, Actinopteri, Holocentriformes, Holocentridae. Bases 172 to 3333 code for a protein of 1053 amino acids. Gene Ontology annotation, molecular function: phosphatidylinositol binding; D-type glycerophospholipase activity. Gene Ontology annotation, biological process: phospholipid catabolic process; phosphatidic acid biosynthetic process; regulation of vesicle-mediated transport. The record is from RefSeq and is a predicted model, not a curated record.